GGCAGGGGGCGUGGACAGACCUGACUGUGGGCGUGGUCUCGGGCAGGGGGCGUGGCCGCCGCACACGAGCCCGGAGGGGCCGGGGCUGCCGCAGCGCCCGCUCCGCUCCCGCCGCUCCCGCCGCGCCGCCCGGGAGUCCCUGACCCACCAUGACGUUCAAGCAAGCAUCCAUGAUGGCCCCAGAGGCCGUGGCCACCACGAUGCCCAUGGCCACAAUGGAAAACUCCACUGAGGCUGCAGGGCCAGGUGAGAGCAAGGAGGACAUGUUCACCAAGCUGCGAGACAAGUUCAUGAAUGAGCUCAACAAGAUCCCCUUGCCACCUUGGGCCCUCAUCGCCAUCGCGGUGGUAGCUGGACUUCUCAUCCUCACCUGCUGCUUCUGCAUCUGCAAGAAGUGCUGCUGCAAGAAGAAGAAGAACAAGAAGGAGAAGGGCAAAGGCAUGAAGAAUGCUAUGAACAUGAAAGACAUGAAGUCGGGCAACCAGGACGAUGAUGACGCGGAGACAGGUCUGACAGAGGGGGAAGGUGAAGAGGAGGAGAAGGAGCCGGAGAACCUGGGCAAGCUGCAGUUCUCACUGGACUACGAUUUCCAGGCAAACCAGCUGACUGUGGGGAUCCUUCAAGCUGCUGAACUGCCAGCUUUGGACAUGGGUGGCACCUCAGACCCGUAUGUCAAGGUGUUCCUACUCCCUGACAAGAAGAAAAAGUAUGAGACCAAAGUACAGAAGAAGACACUCAACCCUGCCUUCAAUGAGACCUUCACCUUCAAGGUGCCCUACCAGGAACUGGGUGGGAAGACGCUAGUGAUGGCCAUCUAUGACUUUGACCGCUUCUCCAAGCAUGACAUCAUUGGUGAGGUGAAGGUGCCCAUGAACACGGUGGACCUGGGCCAGCCCAUCGAGGAGUGGCGGGACCUGCAGAGUGGUGAGAAGGAGGAGCCAGAGAAGCUGGGAGAUAUCUGCAUCUCUCUCCGGUACGUGCCCACGGCUGGGAAGCUCACUGUCUGCAUCCUGGAGGCCAAGAACCUAAAGAAGAUGGAUGUUGGGGGUCUCUCAGAUCCCUACGUGAAGAUCCACCUGCUGCAGAAUGGCAAGAGGUUGAAGAAGAAGAAGACCACAGUUAAAAAGAAGACCCUGAACCCCUACUUCAAUGAGUCCUUCAGCUUUGAGAUCCCCUUUGAGCAGAUACAGAAAGUGCAGGUGGUCAUCACGGUGCUGGACUACGACAAGCUGGGGAAGAACGAAGCCAUCGGCAAGAUCUUCACGGGCUUCAACUCCACCGGCACGGAGCUGCGGCACUGGUCUGACAUGCUGGCCAACCCCCGGCGGCCCAUUGCCCAGUGGCACUCGCUGAAGCCGGAGGAAGAAGUAGACGCAGCUCUUGGGAAAAACAAAUAGGGAGAUGUGCCGGGCAGCGUGGCGCGGCACUGCGGACAGGAGAGCGACCCAGAGCUACCGAUACCUCAGUUACGCAACCUUUGGUUUUGGUUUUUCGUUCUGUUUUGAGCUGAAAUACGCUUCGAUGGCUGUGGAAGGUUUCCCAGACAGUGCCAAUAGCUUCCAGGGGAAGAGGUUAAAGACACGGAUGGUUCUUUUUGUUUUUUCAGCAUCGCUCCCUUCUGCUGCAUGUCCCAUCGCCUCCACUCGCCAUCCCUUUCCUUCCAGGUGCAAAGCCAUCGUCACGCCUGGGCCUUCCCUGGCGGCAGCGUCACCAGCCUGCAGCAUCGCUGCCGCCGGCCUUCCCUUGGGUUCCCGUGGCGAACUGCUGACCUUGUGUGGAGGUGGUACUGGAGCCUGAUGGUGUGACGACCAGACCCACUGUGCUUGUUUGGGGCGUGAACAGUUGUGAUGACAUCGAAACAGUUGAGAAGACCUUCCAACUUCUGUCCUGCUCUGCCUCCCUCUGUGCUGGAAAGGCGAGAGCUGUGGUUCCAAACCUACAAUGGCCAAGAGCUCCUGGCCAGCUCUAGGUUUGGCUUCUUCUGGAGAGAGGCUUGCAGGAGGUGUGGGGCCCCGCCGUGGCCGGCGUGGUGGUGGGGUGCCAAGCCCUUGAUGUUGCACUCGGAGCUGUGGGGCCUGUCUGAGCAGAGGAAGCCCUGAGGAGACACGUGGUGGGAUGUGCACACAACGGCAGCGCAGUGCAGGUCACCAACACCUCUGCCGGCUGUAGUGUCCCCAGAGGCCAGUGAGGUGAGCACUGCAUGAAUUUCGUGUGUCCCAUCACGCUUGGCUGAAAUGUGUAGAUCAAGGUGCUUCCACAAGGUUGGUUUGUGCUGAGCGGUUUCCAGACGGAGUGGGCAGCCCUGCGGAGCGGUGCCAGGUGCCUCCCCAAAGGCCAUCGCAUGUCCCCAGGCUCAGCCCUGCUGUGGGCACCCCAGUGCAGCCCCAGGACAGCUGAGGGCUACGAGGAGCUCCUGCUCCCUCCCUGCAUCCCACCAUCGUGAUGCAAGUGGGAGAGCAAGAGCGAGCCCAUGGCCAGCAGGAUCCGGAGCCCCGGACCCCCGUGAGCUGCUGCUCCCCACCGGGCCGUUGGCUGCCAAACCCACCCCUCCUGCUCCCCUCGGGGGUAAAAGCCAUAUCUAUGUCCCUGACAGGGGGCGAGAGUUCCUCCAGGCCACCUCUCCUACCAUGGGAUGAGCCAGGACCAAGUCCCUGAGCUGGAAAGCCAACGUCAGGAGAGGGGCUGGCAGCUCUGCCCAGUUCAGCCCAGUCUGUACUGGACCACUGGUGUGAGCUGGUGUUCCCGUCCUGGCUCUGACUCCUCAGCAGCCUCGUGUUCCCGCUCCGCUUGCUUCCCUGGGCUCUGUGCUUUGGGGUUUGGGCACAGUUAAGCAGCAAAGGGUGCUGCACUCAGCCGGGGGGGCUGCGGUGGAGAAGCAGAGCUCUGGGAAUGCUCUGGGCAGAGAGGAUGCUGCUCUGGGUGUGCAGCGCCCAGGCUGGACCUCAGUGCAGGGGGACCUGAGCCUGAGGACAAAGUGCCAAACCCCGACACCAUCAGAUGCUUUGGCAGAGCCCUUGAGGUCCCCAGUUCCUGACCUCCUGCUGGGGGCGAGGAGACGAUGGGAAACAAGUAGGGGUUCAGGAUGGACACCGGGAUGAGACCCAUCGCCUGGAGGGAUGAGCAGUGCCCGGGGAGGGACAUCUGCAGCCUUGGGGAGGUCUGGGGCUUGGCCACCCAAGCUGCGGUACGGUGGUAGGAAGGUUGGAAUGGAGCCUUGCAAAGAUCACAGCACCACCUCAGCUGUGCCGUGGGGCGAGCCCGGCCGCUCGACUAUGGGCUGAAGGUGGCUCCAGGGCCACGCUGAGCUACAGGGGCUUCGGAGGUCAUCAAAUGAGUGGCCCCGCAGGGCAAUCUCCAGCUUUAAUUAGUCCUUUUUCCUAAUGGAUGUGUCAGUGUCAGCAAACGAGGUCCUGUCUUGAUCUUGUAGCUGAAAGGAGAAGAAAUCUCGGGGUGCUUUUAACAAUUAUUGUGGAGCUGAGGGCGGCUGCUGCCCCUCGGUCAGGGCAGGAUUCGGUCUCUGGAGUCAGGGUCCCUUCUGAAUCCAUCCAGGCACAAGGUGGGGGGGGGGCAUUUGCUUUAUGUGGAAAUAGGUUAAAAAAGAAGGAAUUGGGAAGAGCACUAAAAUCCUCCUCUUGGCAAUCAGCGGGUGAGCACAGCCCGGCAGCUUUCCUUGGGAAGCAGGUGGAGGUUCGCCCGCCCGUACACCCAAACAGCCCCCACUGCGCCCCAGCCCCGCGGCAUCGCCGGGGGUCUCACAGGAGCAGAGAUCCCACCCGGCUGUUUCCAUUUGGACUCUAAGCCUUGGAGAAGCGGGGGAGGGGAGCUGUGACUUUAAUACAUAAUUUAUCUUUUUUUUUUUUUUAAAUAAAAAAGGGAAAAAUAAACAUCAUCUUAAAGCCAUCUGCGCUGCCUCUGACCCCCCCUUAGUUGUGUGUAGUUACAAAUAUAUGGAGCCAUAGCUGUAAAUACCACGAGCCGUGCAUGCGAUGCAGCCUCGUAGCAGUAGCAGCAUGGGGAACGCCGAGCGCGGCGCCGCACGCUCUGUCCCACCGCUCGCCGCCAGCACCUCUGUCCCGGCCACGUUUCUCCAGCGAGGCAGAGACGGCGACGAACAAAACCCAUUGCCCGAGUGCUCUCCACCGCCCCGAUUAAUUUUUCCCCAAAUAAAAACAUAAUCAAACGAUGUAAAAGAAGAACCCAAUGCCAAGAAGCAAAGCAUGCCGAGCCAGUCCCACCAGCGGAGGGUGAGCCGUCACCGACACAGCCGUGACUUCCAUGUGUGUCUUGUUCCUGUAUCUCGUUGGAUUUAUCCCAUGGCCGGGUAACGGCAACAUCGUGGCUUUGGUGUCGUGUGUCGCGUUGGUGCAUUUCACCGUCGGAGCAACUUUAGAAGCCAUAUCAGCCCACGGCGUGCCGGGAGCCCACAGGGACAGCCCACGGGUGAGCCGUGACCCCCUUCCCCCAUGUGUCUGCCGUCCCCUGGUCUCGUGGGGCUCAGUGGCAGAGCCGAACUGACAGGAUGAGCCGCAUCAGCCGCCGCCUCAGUGGCCACAGAUGCCACCGUCUGCGGGGCGAGGGGACGGGGCAGCGCUGGGCACGGAUGCCAGGGCCGACCUGCCGGUGGCAUUUCUGCAUUGGAAGGACUGGGGCGCAGCAAAGAUCCAGUGGCUAAAAGGCUUCGUGGAGUAGUUUGGGUUGUUUCUGGUCGGGGGGGGGUUCCGUUUCGGGGCCGGGAGUGCCCUCUCCCAGCUGCACCGUGGUGCCCACCCCGCCAUGCCAUCGAGAUGCUCGGCUUUGGUCUCCUGGGGUUAAAAGGAAGCGAAGCUGUGAGGCUUGGCCACAAGUUCAGCUUUCUUUUCCUUCUUCCCCCAAACCUGGGAGGGAGGAGCAGCUUCUUUGGGAGUCAAAGGCUCGGGUGGUUCCUGGAUCCAAGAACCCCCGUGCCAGCCCCGCUCUGCCCUGUUCCGGCCCCACAGUGCUCGGCUCCGGUGGGAAGCUGCUUUUAAAGCCCCUUCCUCUCGUGUGGACUCUGUUGUUUCCGUCUCUUCUUGUUCAACGGUUAUUUUGUAAUGAUAACUGUCUCCUU
This is a messenger RNA of Cuculus canorus (common cuckoo), 5086 nucleotides long. It is a transcript of the gene SYT2, whose product is annotated as synaptotagmin 2. The transcript has 9 exons. Gene Ontology annotation, cellular component: axon; synaptic vesicle membrane; dense core granule. The record is from RefSeq and is a predicted model, not a curated record. Gene Ontology annotation, molecular function: clathrin binding; calcium ion binding; phosphatidylserine binding. Bases 150 to 1397 code for a protein of 415 amino acids. Lineage: Eukaryota; Metazoa; Chordata; Aves; Cuculiformes; Cuculidae. Gene Ontology annotation, biological process: cellular response to calcium ion; regulation of dopamine secretion; calcium ion-regulated exocytosis of neurotransmitter.